This is a messenger RNA of Thermothelomyces thermophilus ATCC 42464, 570 nucleotides long. Its product is annotated as carbohydrate-binding module family 18 protein. The record is from RefSeq and is a predicted model, not a curated record. The coding region runs from base 13 to 285 and encodes 90 amino acids. Gene Ontology annotation, molecular function: chitin binding. The transcript has a single exon. NCBI's taxonomy places the organism in Eukaryota, Fungi, Ascomycota, Sordariomycetes, Sordariales, Chaetomiaceae.
UGCUACUGACGCAUGACAGUUUACAACCAUAUCAUCUCAAAGGAUGGCUCUUGUGGGCUGAAUGUGACGGAAGUCCCCAUCACCUGCGUCGGAUCAGCAUUUGGAGAGUGCUGCGGUUCCGAUGGGCAGUGUGGAUCAACAGAAGCCUAUUGCGGCAUAGGCAACUGUCAGUUUGGUGAUUGCGACGAGGCAGGCUAUACGUUCGAUGGACGUUGUGGUGCCCAGUUUUACGGCUUGGAGUGCGGUGGGGCAUGGGGAAACUGCUGCUCCAACAAGGGCGUGUAAGCCGCCCUAGUCAGGUUUAAUUAUUAUCUCAACCGUUCAGAUUUCCGACUCCUUAACCUCACUCCACAAGCUGCGGCAACACCACUGCCGAGUGCGGAGUCGGAAACUGCCAGUCGGGAGCCUGCGAAGGAGGAGGGAGCGUGAGCAGCACCACCACCGACACCCGCCCUCCUCUCAGCACGUCGACUUCGGGACCACCUACCCCUUAUCUCCCCACUCCCGACGGCACCUGUGGCUACAAUAACAAGUACAAGUGCACCGACGCCCUCCUCUACUUCGGCAACU